GUGCAUAUAAAUUGAUUUUGCUGCAACCGCGUCUUCAUUCAUCUAGCUGUUGCUGCCGCCGCUCAUCAAUGGCGCGAAUACGGACACGACCGCGGUUACUUCCUUCCUCUUCCAACCCUCCCGGUGACUCGCCGCCGUUUCCAACUCUUCCGUUCGAACUUGGAGUGGAAAUCCUAUGCAGGCUCCCAGUGAAAUCGCUGUUGCAACUCCGCUGCGUUUGCAAGUCCUGGAAAUCGCUAAUCUCCGAUCCCAAAUUCGCCAAAAACCACCUCCGCUGUUCGUCGACGGACUUCACCCGCCACCGCCUCUUCUUAAGCUACAACACCCUCCCAGGCGACAGAUUCAAAUUCCUUCUCAAGGAUUACCCGCUCCUCUCCGUUUUCAACGCCGCCAUGCCUGCCCCCGCCACAGAGCUAGGUUACCCUCUGAGUAACAUUUUCAAUUUCGUCAUGGAUUUUUGCCAUGGCAUCAUCAUGGUGUGCUUCAAUUAUAAGAGAUGUAUUCUUCUAUGGAACCCUUCUACUCGGAUAUUCAAAGAGUUGCCGCGUUUGAGAAAUCGACCCCUAGUAGGUACUUUCAUAACAUACGGGUUUGGUUACGAUAAUCUUGCUGAUAGAUACAAAGUAGUUGCUGUUCUCUGCUAUGAAACUGAUUCUGAUACUGGGGGUUACAAGAAAAACAAAACUGAUGCUGAGUUUUACAGAACACAAGUCCAGGUUCAUACUUUAGGUACUCAUGCUUGGAGGGAGAUUCAAGACUUCCCUUCAUGUGUCCCUUUCACUGGAACAGGAAAAUUUCUGAAUGGCACUCUUAAUUGGUUGGUUUCUCAUGAGUCCAAUUGGUUUAUUAAUUCUCUUAAUUUGGGGAAAGAGAGUUAUCAAAAGAUUUUGCCUCCUGAUGAUGGAAAUGAGCCUGAGAAUUUUUUGGGGGUGUUGAAGGAUUGCUUGUGCGUCCUGUGUGGAGAUGCCCUGGUUUGGAAUGUUUGGCUUAUGAAGGAGUAUGGAAAUCAGAACUCUUGGACUAAACUAUUCAGUGUUGCGACGGAACUAUUGCCCCAUUACAAAGGACUUCGUGCAAUUCAUAUUUCUGAGGAUGAUCAAGUACUGGUGGUGAAGUUCUGUUCAGAGUUAUUUCUUUACAAUUCCAGAGAUGGCACUUUGAAAAGUCUCCAAAUACAAAUUCCAGAUGGUUGUAUUUCUCUGUUCUCAGGGGCCUAUGUAGAAAGUUUGAUAUCACCUUGCUUUUGAUAUUGGGAUGUAAAAUGUAUUUUUCAGGUGGGACAGUGGGAACUCAUUUCUGAAGUAUAUUUUUUGUGAUGACCAAGAGUAGUGGAAGAUGUGACAGCAAGGAAGUUGAUACUAGCUGGGAAGACACAAAGUGAAUUAUAUGUUUUUUUUCUUAUAUUUCAUACCAAAGCUAUUGUGACAAUAUGCCAGUUAUCCUAUUUCUCUUCAAUACUAGUUAAGGAUCCUUGAAUGCCUUUUGUUUGAAACUAUAAAGUUUUCUUCCAUUUAUAUCUUAGACUGGUUUGUUUGGUAUCUAGAAAUAAUUUAAUGAGAGGGGAUUAUGGAUUGAUGGACAGACCAAUGGCCUGCAUUUUAAGCAGUGUAUUGUAUCUUGAUAAUAACCUUUAUAUCAAUUACCAUCUGAUUAGAAUAUUGAUAUGCUUCA
Messenger RNA from Lotus japonicus, 1671 nucleotides. Its product is annotated as F-box/kelch-repeat protein At3g23880-like. Gene Ontology annotation, molecular function: protein binding. The record is from RefSeq and is a predicted model, not a curated record. The transcript has 2 exons. Lineage: Eukaryota; Viridiplantae; Streptophyta; Magnoliopsida; Fabales; Fabaceae. The coding region runs from base 69 to 1247 and encodes 392 amino acids.